CGAGUACGUGACAUAUAUACGCUGCACGAAAUAUUUAAUCCAUUAAACAAAUCACUGUGACGUUGGAUGAGCCUGAAUUAUGAUGCAACAUCGCAACUGCGCAGAAACCUUCUUUCUUGCAUCGUUUUUCAGUUAAUUUGGUUUAUUUCUCCUCUUGCACUGAACCCGAUGCACGUUGGUGUGUAACUAUUCUGCGUUAAUUACGACGUGUUUUCCUCCCACGCAGUCUGCGCCGACCCGUUCAGAGUAUACUUUUAUUCCCUCAAAUCAAUUAUGUUUUUAUUUCUUUACAUCUGAUGGCUUUUAUUCUGACAUGCACUCGUCCUGUUAAAUUUCUAACGGAUAGGGCUGCGACGACUUGUAAUGGGACUUUUAUUUGAGUGAAUUAUUGACAUUUUUCCUUUUUUUUAAUACAUAACUCUUAAUUUAUGUAAACUAAAGGGAAAAAAACAAUCUUCCAAUCAGUCAAAUGUAGUUUGUUGGAGAAAUUAUCUAUAUUAUAAAAACAAGAAAAGAACCCGAGGAGAAAAAUACAUGAUGAUUUUUUAAAUCGACUAAUAUCAGCUUUAUUAUAGUACCAGUGUUUUUCUCUUCCUGACAGCUCUUACUCUCAUUACUUUCUGCAUUUUGUAAGCUCAUGACCAUGUGGAGGGUUUCCAGGGGUAUGUUUCCUGCUGGUUUACUUUUACUGGCAGCAUUCCUGCUGCUCCCGUUUGUAAUGGCUGACCGGAUAUCUAUAGGCUGCUCUUCCCAUGCUGGGGGACCAGCUGAGAGUUUGAUGCUGGCAGAGCAGUUGUCUGUUUUUUAUUUUAUUUUUUAACAUGCCUAACAAAUCUCCACUGCCCCCUGUAUUCAUUAUGCUUCAAGAGACCUGCACAUACUAAAGGAGAUUAUACUUCAACAUAAGCAGAUCACCAAGUCUCACCAGAGGAUUUGUCUCUACGUUGAGCUGCCGGCUCCCAUCAGCUCAGUAUUGCCUCGGCCUGGCUGAGCCAUGCCGUCAGUGCCCUCGACCAAAGACGCCGGCACCAAGUCCCCCGGGUGCCCCCACGCCGCCAAGCUGCUCGCCCACAGCAACGGGGAAGGCAAACUGCGCGAGGCGUCGUUCCCGCCGAACGGGCUCGAGGAGCUGACGCUGGCGGACGCCGGAGAGCCGACCCGAACCAUCCAGAUCAACGCGAAGAGCGCCGCUGCCGAGAGGAAAUGGAUCCGGCCCGACCUCCCCAGCCGCUGCACAUGGAGCCUGGAAGAACCGGCGGCCGAGUCCCCCCACCCACAAGUCCCAAGAACCGCCGCUCCAACCAUCCUUCCAAACAUCCUCCCAAACAUCCUGCACAUGAUCGGCGACACCCCGCUGGUUCGCAUCAACAAGAUCUCCAAAGUGUAUGGACUCAAAUGCGAAUUACUGGCCAAGUGUGAGUUCUUCAAUGCCGGCGGGAGCGUCAAGGACAGGAUCAGCCUGCGGAUGGUGGAGGACGCCGAGAGAGCCGGCCUCCUCAAGCCCGGAGACACCAUUAUAGAGCCCACCUCUGGAAACACUGGGAUCGGUUUGGCUCUGGCUGCAGCUGUGAAGGGCUACCGCUGCAUCAUUGUCAUGCCUGAGAAAAUGAGCAUGGAGAAGGUGGAUGUUUUGAGGGCACUCGGAGCCGAGAUUGUACGCACGCCCACCAGCGCUCGCUUCGAUUCCCCGGAGUCUCACGUCGGCGUCGCGUGGCGCCUUAAAAACGAGAUCCCCAACUCUCACAUCCUGGACCAGUACCGCAACCCGAGCAACCCGCUGGCUCACUACGACACCACGGCGGAGGAGAUACUGGAGCAGUGCGGCGGAAAACUGGACAUGCUGGUGGCGUCCACGGGAACCGGCGGGACGAUCACGGGCAUCGCCCGCAAACUCAAAGAAAGAUGCCCCAACAUCAAAAUUGUCGGUGUUGACCCGGAAGGCUCCAUCCUAGCGGAGCCCGAGGAGAUUAACAAGACCGAUAAGACCCAGUACGAGGUGGAGGGCAUCGGGUACGACUUCAUCCCCACCGUGCUCGACAGAUCAGUAAUCGACACCUGGUACAAGUCGGACGACGACGAGUCCUUCAACAUGUCUCGCAUGCUGAUGCGAGAGGAGGGCCUGCUGUGCGGUGGCAGCUCUGGGACGGCCAUGGCGGCCGCAGUGAACGUCGCCAAAGAGCUGAAGGAGGGCCAGCGCUGUGUGGUCAUCCUGCCGGACUCCGUCCGCAACUACAUGUCCAAGUUCUUGAGCGACAAGUGGAUGGUCGAGAAGGGCUUCCUGAAUGAGGAGGACCUCAUGGUGAAGAAGCCGUGGUGGUGGAACCUGAAGCUGCAGGCUUUGAACCUGUCUGCCCCGCUCACCGUGCUGCCCACCGUCACAUGUCAGAGGACCAUCAAAAUCCUGAAUGAGAAGGGCUUUGACCAGGCGCCUGUGGUGGAUGAGGAGGGGUUAAUCCUGGGCAUGGUGACAUUAGGGAACAUGUUGGCCUGCAUUCUAGCAGGGAAAAUCAAGGUGUCAGACCCCCUCAGCAAAGUGCUCUACAAGCAGUUCAAACAGAUUCGUCUGAAUGAUAAUUUGGGAAAGUUAUCCCGCAUUCUGGAGACUGACCACUUCGCCCUGGUGGUACAUGAACAGAUCCAAUACAUGACGGACGGCUCUCCGUGUCUGAAGCAGAUGGUUUUCGGGGUGGUGACGGCCGUCGACCUGCUCAACUUUGUCACGGGUCGGGAAAGGAGAGAGCGAUCCAUGUCAGAGUCCACCGACGAGCUGAACUGAACUGAUCGCAACCACUUGUACAUUUCUCCGCUUGCACAACAAACGCCACUACAAGUUUGGUAGCUGCAGACUACACAUGGCAAAUAAUCUCGUAAAGGUUUUUAGUUGAGGUUUGUCUUUUAAAAUAACAAUAAAUCUGAUUCUUUUGUGUUUUUUAUUAACUUUAGUCUGAAGCUCUAAUAAGCUAAAUAUGUCUUUCCACUGUGUCAACUUGUUAUUGGGUUACUUAUGACUUAUUAUAUGUGAUUGUUGUGUUCAAAGCAAAUGUUUUAAAAUGUGUCUUCAUCAGAGUCUUGGAUGGAGACAUCUGUGUUGGGGAUUUAUUUGUCUUAAGUACAAGAUUGUUUCGCUGUUCCUUUUGUAUCAAUCAAACAUCAGAUAUAUAACUGAAUUGUGUAAAAGCCAAAUUAAUUUCAUUUAAAAGAAUAGACAAGUAGCUAGCUGCUGUAUAUAUAUAUGCACAUUAUCUUUCCAGUGCUGUUCAUGAUGUGUUGCCUUUUCAUUUGUGUUGUGCAAACACAAACGCUGUAAUGGGUGAUCGGAUUUCUUUAAAAUUAUGCAGUGUAUUUUCCAAAUUGUCCAGCAACCUGGGGUGUAAAGUUGCCUUAACAUUUAAUCCCAACUGUAUCUAAAACGUUUUGUAUUGCGUAAUUUUUCCUUUGAUUUUAAUAAAGUUUAAAGAAAUUA
Molecule: messenger RNA, 3463 nt
Organism: Pseudoliparis swirei
Lineage: Eukaryota; Metazoa; Chordata; Actinopteri; Perciformes; Liparidae
Gene: cbsa
Product: cystathionine beta-synthase a
Exons: 14
Coding region: 995-2776 (593 amino acids)
Cellular component (GO): cytoplasm
Molecular function (GO): cysteine synthase activity; cystathionine beta-synthase activity
Source: RefSeq, a predicted model, not a curated record